Messenger RNA from Geosmithia morbida, 1236 nucleotides. RefSeq names its product sarcosine oxidase / L-pipecolate oxidase. NCBI's taxonomy places the organism in Eukaryota, Fungi, Ascomycota, Sordariomycetes, Hypocreales, Bionectriaceae. The record is from RefSeq and is a predicted model, not a curated record. The coding region runs from base 1 to 1236 and encodes 411 amino acids. Gene Ontology annotation, molecular function: sarcosine oxidase activity; saccharopine oxidase activity; flavin adenine dinucleotide binding. The transcript has a single exon.
AUGACAACUCCAAAGCGCAUUCUCAUUGUGGGCGGCGGCACAUUCGGCCUCUCGACGGCCUACCACCUCGCAAAGUCGGGAUACACGUCUGUCAGCGUCAUCGACUCAAGCGAGUUCCUACCCUCCAACAGCUCAGCUGGCCACGAUCUGAACAAGAUUGUGCGGGCCGAGGACGAGAACCCGCGGUACGCCGACCUGGCCCUGGAGGCCAUGAAGCUCUGGCAGGAAGACCCCUUGUUCGCUCCCUACUACCACCAGGUGGGAUACCUGCUCGCCAACUCGCCGGGGGCGCCGGACAAGGCCAAGAAGACGCUGGCCAAGUCCCUGAGCAACAUCUCGCAGCGGGAGGCGUGGAAGGGUCGCAUCAGGCCCAUCGAGAGCCGUCAGGACAUCCGGGAGUUGGCGCCGGCGUUUGACGGCCCCAUGGACUGGAGGGGUUAUUUCAACACGCUGGCGGGCUGGGUGCAUGCGACGGACUCGAUGCACGCCGUGUACGCGGCAUGCUGCGACAUGGGGGUCCGGUUCCUGCUGGGGGACGGCGUCGAGCGGCUCGCAUUCGAGGGGGACGAGUGCGUGGGCGUCCACACGGCGUCGGGCAAGCUGCACCCCGCCGACGUCGUGGUGGUGACCCUGGGCGCGUCGGUGGCGGGGGUGGUCCCCGAGCUGGCGCCGCAGAUCACGGCCAAGGCCUUCGCCGUAGCGCACGUCCAGCUCACGCCCGACGAGGCUGCCAGGCUGCGCGGCAUCCCCGUCACCUACGCGCGCGACCUCGGCUUCCUCUUCGAGCCCGACCCCCGCACGGGCCUGCUCAAGAUAUGCCCCAUGGGCGCGGGCAUCACCAACUACCGCGGAGGCAGCAUCUCGCUGCCCCCCGACGAUAACUCGUACAUCCCCUCCAGUCAGGAGGAGAGCGUGAGGAGGCUGCUCAGGGACACCCUGCCAGCGCUGGCCGACAGGCCCCUGGUCAACAAGCACAUGUGCUGGAUCGCCGACACGAGGGACUCGUGCUACGUCAUCGACUACAUUCCCGGGAAGAAGGGCGUCGUCGUGGCUACGGGGGAUUCGGGCACGGCCUUCAAGAUGCUGCCCAAUGCUGGGGGAUGGGUCAAGAAGCUCAUCGAGGAGGGAGAGCAGAAGGAGGACGAGUGGAGGUGGAAGGAUUUCACGGGGAGCAACGACGAUGUCAGCUGGCGUGUGGGCGAGCCGUAUGAUCUGAGUGAGGAGCAGGCCAAGUAG